Messenger RNA from Pectinophora gossypiella (pink bollworm), 6879 nucleotides. RefSeq names its product eukaryotic translation initiation factor 4 gamma 3-like. NCBI's taxonomy places the organism in Eukaryota, Metazoa, Arthropoda, Insecta, Lepidoptera, Gelechiidae. The record is from RefSeq and is a predicted model, not a curated record. Gene Ontology annotation, molecular function: protein binding; mRNA binding; translation initiation factor activity. Gene Ontology annotation, cellular component: eukaryotic translation initiation factor 4F complex. The transcript has 29 exons. The coding region runs from base 487 to 5790 and encodes 1767 amino acids.
UGGCAUUGCAUGCGUGACGUGAGUAGACGUGAACGAUCGAAUGACAGUUUUAAGAUUUUAAAAAAUUCUACUAAUAUUGUUAUUCCAGACAAAAUAUUUUUACAUUUUUUAUUCAUAUACGAAACAAUACAUUAACAAAACAGUAAAAAUAAGUGCAUACUAAAAAUUUCAAUUGUAUCAGUGACAAUCACGUUUGUUUAUUGGUUAACAUCCGCCAUUUUGUACUGUCGUUUGUUUAGUGACUGGGUCUCUUUUCAGUGAUGCUAUUUGAUUCUACUGAAAAUAUACAUUGUGAAUUCGCAAGUGUAGUACAAUGUUUUUGCUAGAAACGUUGCUUUUAAAGGGUCUAAAUUAAAUCUUGUGACUUGUCAAUUUGACGUCGGUAUAUCAUCUACCUAUGUGCCGGAUGUGUCCUACAAUCGGUUAGGGCGACUUAACGUGCCACCUUGAGUGGUGUACGUGUCCCGAUCCUAUGCUGCCAAGAAUAUGAGUGGCAACGGGAAUCAGGUGCCGUUGGCGCCGAGUCAGCGCGGGCCCGGAUCUUAUCCAAGGGCGUCAACACCACACAGACCGGAAUGCUAUCAUCCAGCGGGCGCCACCGGAGCAGCCUACAUGCCGAGCACGGCCGGCGGGGCACAGUCCUCGGCGCAAGCGGCUCUGAGAGUUCAACCCACGCCGCAACCGUCGGCGCCGCCGGCACCUCAACAGGACAUGUCCAAAACUACUAUGGCUGGCCACAACUACGUGUCGCAGCCAAAUCAGACACCACAGGCUCGGCCGCAAUAUCCCAACUUUCAGUAUAGAGCGGCGCAACACGGGACAAGGCCAAAUACACAUCCUAGACAACAGCAGCCGUUUAUACCUGGAGCGGCCGCUACUGCAACUGGACCAGUUAUGUAUCACCCCACAUUCGUGCUCGGACCCACGCACAUGGGUAUACCGCCGUCCUACCAGCAGCCACGUUCUAGCACGCCAGGGUAUUAUCAGUAUGUGCCGUACAUUGGUUAUAGUACUCCACCGAGCCACACGCCGCAAUACUAUUACACGUCGAAUAGUCAACAACUGCCAACACCAAACAUACAAGCGAACGCGCCAGGAGGCAGAAGCAACCCUACCUCGUUGGUGGGCCCACAGGGGUCGACCGCGACCCCCACCGUGCCCGCCGCCACCAUACCACAACCGCAGGCCCCGGCACAUAUGCAUCAGACAAUGCCUGGUAUACGUCCUGCCCAACAGAAGCGCCAGAGUCAUAGAGUUCCAAUUAUUGACCCCGUAACACGACAAGAUAUUUUCUCCGACCUAUUCUCUAACGAUAGCCAAUACUUGAGUGGUGAUUCCAGCGAACGGCAAACACCACAACCCGAGCAAACACAUAGCAUUGCUGAAGAGUUUACGAGAAUGGUCAACGAAGUCGCCAACCAGCCGACAACAUGUGAAAGUGCUACGAAAUCGAACUAUGUGAUAAAGAAUAUGGACACACCUAUACCUUCGUCGACAAGCACUGUGCAACUUCAAUCAAAUGCAGUAACCUCUAUAAAUAAUAAUAUAAUAAAGUCUGAGAUAUUAACUAUUAACGAAAGUAAAAAUGUAGGACCUGAUGUUGCUGUAGAACCUAACGAAACUCCCGUAGUAUCAGCAAUAUCAGACAGUCCUGUUAUAGUGCCUAAAAUGCCUAUGAAUAUUAAGCAACUCCAAAAAAAUAGUGAUCAGAAUAUUCAGUCUUUAGUUGUAGAUAAGAAUAUACCAUCUAAUAAACAACAGAAACAAAACAAAAAUAAACCAGUCGUGCCUCAAACUGAAGAAAUAGAGAAGCAAUCCGAAACGUUGCAUGGCGCUCCGUUGGCGAAUCCAAUAUCGGCGCCUGCGGCUGCUAUAUCAGCGGCUGCGCCCGCUUCGGCCCCGGCGUCCACGGCUCCUCCCGCGCCAGCAGCGCCCACCGGGCCCUCAGUGCCCGCCGCCGUGCCUGUCAUACCGGCCGCACCAUUUGCGGCCGCUUCCCAUCCCACCCCAGCAUCCGCUCAUACCCCUGCACCUACACCACAACCACAAAGGAUACCCAGGGAACGAGUUCGCUCGGAAGACAAGGACAGAGAAAAGAGCAAGGAUAAAAACGUGCAACAGGAAAAGGAGCCUCCUUCUAACAAACCAAACGGGCCUACACCUGCGGCUGUGAUUAGUUCAGUUGAUAGUUUUCAAGAAAGUAUCAACCUGCCAACUAGUCAAAGCAGUCAGUAUACAAGUAUAGAAUCAACGAAAAAACAAGGCCCAACAAAACAAUUGUCAUCAUUAGAGACUGAAACUCCUACAAUACUUGAAACAAAGGUUGAAAGUGUGAACAAGAGCGAACCCACAUUGGGAACAGUACCUACACCUACACAAUUGUUAGCAGCGAGUAUAGAGAAGAUUGCCCAAACUAAGGAAUUACCCACAGUAUCAGAAUCAACUUCUGAAAGUUGUGAGGCAUCUGCCACUAUUCAGGCACAAGCCAAAUUAACUCAAAGCAUAGCUAGUUGCAUCCGCACUAUUCAACCUGAAUCUAAGAUGAAAGAUAUCAACCUUAAUAAUAAGACUACAGAUCCUGACACUGCCAAUGGUAAUACUGCAGAAAUAACUAAUACGGACACUGUUAAGGAAGAUGUUAAUAAAAAUGACAAAGUGGUAAAGAAUACAAAGAAUUCUAACAAAAAAUCUGGAAACAAGAUGGCCAAUGAAACAAAUGUGAAAGAUGCAGAGUCAUUUGAAAAUGGUAAAGAUGAGACUGAUAAAAAUAGUAAUGUAGAACAGGACGAAGACCUGUCUAAAAAUAAGGAUACUUCAAGCAAGCCAUUGUCAGCAGAGAAGCCCGAUGCACCUGCUGUUCCCCCUGUGCUUGCUCCUAAAUACAAUUAUAAUCCUGGUCAAUGGUCUCCAUUUAAUAAGUCUGGCAAGAAAUGCUAUGACAUUGGAUUGCUCAAGCAAAUGAAGGAUGAUCCACUCUCGAAGAAUAAGCCUAAUGUGCCGUUGCUAGAAGUUUGCAAUGUUAUGAGGACUGCACCGAUGCUGGAGCCUCUUGCAUUUGCAACUAUCUCUCGGCCUAUGAAUGAUUCACUUUUCCCCCAGUUUGCCAAAAGCUCUGGUAUUGGGUCUAGGAGUGGAGGUGCUCCUCGUGACCCCAAGAAAGAUGGUAGAAACAUGGCUACAGGUGGAAAAGGCAGUGCCAAGUUACCAUCAACUCCCAGUAGCAGCGGUGCUCAUAAGCCAGUCAUUCAUGUUUCUCUGUCAUUACGGGAAGAGGUCAAGCUUAAUGAAACUAAAGACCCCUGGAAACCCUUAAGGUUCAAGAGAGACCCAAUGAAUGAAGAUGAAUUUAAGACUCAAGAGUUGUAUAAAAAAUUCAGAGGUAUUCUGAACAAACUGACACCACAAAAAUUCGAUACCUUGCUUGAUAAAGUAAAGACACUCGAAAUCAACACUCAGAAACGUCUUGAAGGUGUCAUUGAUCUCGUGUUUGAGAAGGCUAUUGAUGAGCCUAACUUCUCUGAAGCCUAUGCGGCCAUGUGCAAUAAACUUUCAAUGCUCAAAGUGCCUGCUGAUAAUGCUCCCGAUCAAUGUGUCAACUUCAGGGCACUUAUCAUUUCCAAAUGUCAAAAUCAGUUUGUGACUUCGAAAGUAGAUGAUAACAUAUUGAAAAUAGAAAAAGAAUUUUCUGAGUGUACUGAUCCUGCCAAGAAGAAGGAACUGCAUGCUUUGUUGGAAGAAGAGAACAGACGCGUUAGAAUGCGAUCCGUCGGUAACGUGCGAUUUAUUGGUGAAUUAUAUAAACUGAAAGUCUUGACUUCGAAGAUCAUGGUAUACUGCAUGAAUUAUUUGAUUGAUAAACUAGAGGAAGAAAAGCUUGAAUGCCUCUGCAAGUUGCUCACUACUAUCGGCGAACAAGUAGAAAGAGAAGUGAAAGAACAACUUGAUAAUAUUUUCAAGAAAAUGCAAGAUAUUGUUGAGCGCAAGUCCAACAAAAUCAGUAGCCGUGUCAGGUUUAUGAUCCAAGACGUAAUCGAACUCCGACAAAGGAGAUGGGUGUCCAAGAGCGUCGUCGAUUCACAACCUAAAAUGAUGGACCAAAUUCAAAAAGAGGCUGAACAACAGCAACGCCAUAUUGAGUUAAUGAAUGCUUCUACGCCUGGCGGUUUCCGGCGUGAUGAAGGAGGUCGGGGCAAGCGUAGCGACGGCCGGAGACAAGGAUCCAACUCAUUUAUGGAUAACAGCUGGAAGUCACCGCGACAAAAUUAUACUGUCGAUACGUCUAAACUCAAAGCUGUUACCCAAAAGAAUCAGAAUCUUACAAAUAUCAAGUUGGCUCCCCAUAAUACUGCUUGGAACCAUGGUUCGGGCACAAAGAAUACUGCUCAAGCUGGUAGUAAUUCAAUGAUUAGUCUUAGUAAGAAUAUGUACAGUGUUUUAGAGAAUGUACAAACUGAUCCUACGUCUCUAAGAGCGAACAAGGAUAUGUCGCCGAGCUACCACUCUAAAGGUGCUUCUAUAGAGCGAUCUACAUUUAAUUCUAGAGGGGACUUCAACAGUGGUAGUGGCAGCAAGUCAGGGUCCAUGGGUGUGGUUCGCUCGAACUCCGGCAGCCGUAACACGAGCGCCACGCCUCCUGCGCCCGCGCCGCCUGCAGAGGCACCGGCUCCUGCAGCCACAGUCGUACCGCAAGAACGCCUUCCUGACGAUAAGAGGAAGAUAGUUAAGUCUACGAUCGAACUCUGUCUCAUUAACCCUGAUGAUGACGAGAUGGUAGCUGAAAUCAAACAGCGUUUCCCUCCACAAUAUCAUGCUGAUGUUGUGACUGAAAUACUUAAUGUUGUCCUGGAGAAGUCUGCAAGAGACGUAGCUAUGAUUACAAAGUCCAUGCUACAUUUAAUUACGACGAAUACUAUUGCACCAGACAAUUUCCUGGCGGGAUUGAAGGAAAUACUGGAGUUUGCGCCUGAUCUGCAUAUUGAUAUACCUAUGUUGUAUGAAUAUUUAGGACAGUUCAUUGCGCCCCAAAUUGAAAAGAAGCAUAUCACAUUAGUACAGAUACUAAGGCUUUGUGAAAACCUUAUUUCGUCAAAUCAUGGGCACUUAUUAUUGAAAGCAAUAAUAAAGAAUAUGAAGGAGAGUAUGGGACCUUCAUUUGUUAAAAGCAAAUGGCAAGAAUCCGGUCUUCAAUUCAAGGAAUGGAUGAAUGAAGACCAGGUGGAAAAAUGGCUUCAAGAUAACAAAUUCGAAUUCUUAGAUGGAGGUGCUAAGGCUUGUGAAGAAAAUAAAAAAAUAUUGUCUCCAGCUGAGACUCAAAGUAAAUUGCUGCAACUUAUGAAUGCUGAUGAGAAUUGUGAUUGUAUAAAGGGCUGGGUGCAGGAUAAUCUUGGAAAAGCAUCAAACGAAGACUGGUUUAUGCGAUCGCUGAUCCAAGCGAUUUGCGAGCAUGCGUUGUUUGGCGCUGAGGGCCGCGAAGUGCCCCACUUCAACCAAGACCGCAUGAACAAAUAUUCUAGGCUCAUUAAUGAGUUUGGUGAAUCGCAGCAAGCGCGAGAAGCCAGCUGUUUAUUCGGCAUACAACAGCUCAUCCAUAGGCUAGAACAUCCUCAAGGUCUUUCUCUAGAAAUAUUCCAAUAUUUAAAUGAUCAGUAUAUAAUAUCUGCAGAAGGAUUUAUAGCGUGGGAAGAAUCAGAAUUGGAACCUGAAGGCAAAGGCGUAAUGAUGAAGGCGCUGACCUCAUUCUUCACCAACAUCAAGGAGGCGGACAACGAGGACUCUUGCAGCGAGGACUGACGCGGGCUAACCGCCGCGGCCGCGCCCCAGCCGCCGCCGCCGCUUGCGCUUGCGCCUGCGCUAUCGCCCGCGCCGGCGCCGCAAUCACCCGCUUACAACGUCUUCUAUAUUUUUAUAUACUAGAAUCAUCCUACAUGGAACUCAUAGAUUAUAUUAUUAUUACGCUAAUGCUUAACCUAACAGAAGCUAGAGAAAAGGUGUAUAAUAUUUUUAAUGCGAUAGUUAUUUAUCAAGAUUCUAAAUUAAAUUUGCUUAAAAUUUUAUGCGUAAUUUCGUACUAUUUUAGAAAUGGCAGGAACGAGUUUUUUUUAUCAUUAUUUCGCAUUUUUUUUUCUGCGCCAUUGUGAUUAUCAUUAGAAUACCAGUUAAAAUUGUUAUGUUAUAUUUGAAUCUAUGAAGUGACAUGAACUCGCUCUGGAACAUUUGUAGCCUUCUAUUUAAUUUCUAUAUAAUACAAGUGUCGGAUAUAGCGUCAACAAACUAGCCUCUGGCUUGAAUCUUUUGUUAAAUGAUUUAUAGUAUGAUGUACCCGACGGUAAUUUACUUUCAUAAUAUAUAAUAUUAGUCCAAUCCUAUCAUUGCUUUCCUAUUUUUUAUUAUUAUUUCUUUGCGGUGUUCUAUUUUUCUUAAACGGCACAUACCUUAGCUCAUACGACAAAUAUAAAUAUAGACAAUAGAUAACUGAUAACACCAAAACAACUUCCAUAAUUGUUAGCUCUAGAUAGAGAAGUCCACUAUAUAUUUACAGUGCAAGAGAGAUGCUUAUAAUUUAUUACGAAGUCAACGUAACGAAUACUAGUAAGCAUUUAUAUAACUAAAGAAAUGUCUUCUACAAUAGUAAUUGUGGGCUCCAAAACGAGUUAUUUUAAGCAAUAAUCAUGUGUAAUAUUUGGAUACCUGCAGUAGAGUUAUAUAUACGAUACGAUACACUAUGAGAUCCAUGAUGAAUGUUGAAAGAUUUAUUAUGUUUAAUAUGUAUAUCACUUUGUUUUCAUUGGUAUAGAUAUAGACAGCUAAUUUUCGAACUGAUAAAGUAACUUAAAUGUAAAAAAAAUAUAUGAAUGAAUGAAAACCUGUUGAGUGUAAUAG